UAAACGACAAGUCAGAGCGUCUAACAAUUUUCAGAAUCCAAAGUCUAGAAACAGUUGGCGCACCGGUGUAGUCAAUUCUGUGGUCAGUGCGUGCAAACAAUCAAUAUGAUCAUUAUUCUAUUAGUAGUUAUAUUUAUCGUCGCUUUCUACUUUUACUCUGUGAAGAAUCACGACUACUGGGCGAAGAAGAACGUGAAACAUGUUCCCCCAGUGCCGCUGUUCGGAAACCAUCUGCCCAACCAACUCGGACAGAAGAGCAUCACUGAAAUAAGUGUGGAGUACUACAAUAAAUUCCCUGGAGAAAAAGUUGUAGGUUACUACAGAGGGACGACCCCAGAACUUAUCGUGAAAGAUCUAGAUAUCACAAGGAAAAUCUUAACAGUAGAUUUCCCAUACUUCUACAAACGUGGUAUCGGUCGCUACCCAGAGGUCGAACCGAUAUUUGGGAACCUGUUUCACGCAGAAGGAGACAGAUGGAAGCUGCUGCGCCAGCGGCUGACCCCCGCGUUCACGACGGCCAAGCUGCGCGCCAUGUUCCCGCUGGUGGUGCGCUGUGCUGAGAGACUUCAGGAUGUAGUGACGGAGCUGGCUGGCCGCGGGGCCACGUACGACGCACGCGAGCUGAUGGCGAGGUUCACCACCGAGUUCAUCGGCGCCUGCGGCUUUGGCAUCGAAAUGGACACCAUCAAUAACGAACGCUCCAGCUUCAGAGACCUUGGCAAAAGAAUUUUCAACCGUCAACUAAGAAAUAAAAUUUUAAUGCCGUUUUGGGAAAUAUUCCCUGAAAUAAGACAUAUUUUGAGAGUCGAAAACGAUGACAUUGAAAAAACCGUGACUCUUAUCUUGGAACAGAUUCGGAGGCAGAGGAAUUACCAACCCAUUGGGCGCCACGACUUUAUUGACUUGUUGCUGGAAUUAGAAAAGAAAGGUAAAAUUAUCGGAGAAUCAAUUGAAAAGGUCCAUAAAGAUGGAACUCCAGAGCAGGUUGAGAUGGAAAUGGACAUUGAGUGUCAAAUGGCUCAGUUAUUUGUGUUCUUUGCCGCUGGUUUUGAGACCUCUUCCUCCGCUACCAGCUACACCCUUCACGUGCUCGCAUUCAAUCAGGAGACGCAGCGGAGAAUUCAAGAAGAGAUCGACACUGUUAUGCAAAAAUAUGACAAUAAGCUUUCUUACGACGCCAUAGCCGAGAUGAAUCUGUUAGACAUGGCAUUUAGAGAGGCUAUGAGAAUGUUCCCGUCUCUUGGCGUAUUAAAUAGAAUUUGCACGAGAAAAUACGAGAUCCCAGAACUCGGUAUCACAAUUGACCCUGGCGUGAGGGUUUUGAUCCCGGUGCAGGCCAUCCAUAUGGACGAGAAGUAUUACGACAAUCCUACAGAGUUUAGGCCUGAGAGAUUCACACCUGAAGCGAUGAAAGAUCGACACAACUUUGCAUAUUUAGCAUUCGGUGAAGGACCGAGAGCAUGCAUAGGCACUCGUCUGGGACAUAUGCAGUCUCUAGCUGGGUUAGCGGCUCUUCUGCACAAGUUCAACAUAGAGCCAGCAGAGGACUCGCAAUUGAAGAUCAAAGUCAACCCUUACUCCAACGUGGUGCAGAGCAUCGCGAAGGGACUACCACUCAACUUCAGGCCUAGAAAACUUCAUACUCAGUAGACUAAGUUAAGUUAGACUCGAUUAACAUGUGAUUUAGGGACUGCUACAAGCACGUCACUAUGGUAUAUCCUAUAGGUACGUACGUAGCUUUCGCGUAGGUAUGCUACCACUAUAUUCUCUUUUUACAAAAGAUUUACAAGGUAUUUUUCUCCAUGGAAAAAUAUAUUAUGUACCCAGUGAUUACAAUGUAAGUAAACAGAGAUUGGCGCGAUCUCUACAUAUUGGACGACUAUAAAAUACAGUCUGUAAUAUAAUAGAUAAAGGAAUAAUACUACGUAUAGAACGGCAACUCUCCGCUCCCCACCAGUAGCUGAGCUAGAUAUACCUUCCCCCUCCCCCGCGGUCUUACUUUAGUCUUCAAUCGUAUGACGUCAGACAUGAGUCUCUGUGUAAAACUGGAUGUUUUGUAUGAACUGUCCGGGUUGUGAUAAUAUAACAAAAAUACGGACUUACUAGUUUUAUUUUUUAUAUGACCUAUUGUAGAUUUGCCGCAGAUGGCAUUAACUACUUGGCCGGAACACUGACUAGCGCCACAGAAUACAUAGUGCAUUGUUAGUGUUGGCAGCACUUUAUACUUUACUUUUAGACUUGCCUUAUUUAGCCGAUACAAAGCUCCUGUUUUUGUAACUGAUAAAUACCAUCUGAUAAGAUAACCGAUCGAUUUAUGAGAUGAUCUUCUGUCGUGUCGGUUGUAUUGUAAGGUCAGUAGCCGACAUUAUGAACACUACUGACUGCCUUUCAGCACUAAUUUAAGAGCCAUGCUCUUGUCGGUGUAGCAUUCCUCUCCAUGCUACUUUUUAGGAAACAAUAGGGCGGUGGUUUCCCUCUUGCCUUCUGCCCCGCAGUACUCUGUCUGACGCGAGUGGGAUGGCGCUCAGAGUAGUCUAUUUCAAAGCCGUACUAGGACUCCUGUCCUCCGCCUCUGAAUAGUACUGACAGUUACUGCUAGCCUCUAUCAUGUUCCAGCUUAUAGUCCCUGACUUGCCCCUUCGGUCGUGCAUUGCCGUACCGAUGGCUCCCAUCUCUGCCUCCGCAACCGUCUUCACCUGUAUCCCUGGGCAAGGGUUCUACGUUGUACCCCGUAGGUCUGGGUCCCUAUCCGAACUAAGCCACCAUCUCAUUAUCAUCCGGCCUACUGAAGUAAGAGGCGCCCACUCCCGUGUGCGUCAAGCUAGCGGCCUCAAAAAAAAAAUGGGCACGAAAAAAUAAUUUGACCAUACCAAAAAAUAGUACUCUUAUUGAAAAAAAUAGUACCUGUUGUAAAAAAAAUAGUACCAUCACGCUUCUGGAUUUAUAGCCAUGUUUUAUUGCACUUGCUAGCUUGACGGUGAGCGAAAUUUGGCGAGAGUUAACGACAAGGUCUUUCGCUUUGAUUUAAACGCCAAAAAAUAGUACCGAAAUAGUACUCACCCCCUGCAAAAUACCGAAAUGAGUACUUCAACGGUUCCAAAGUUAUAAAGGCAGUUCUUUGAUCCCGCUAGCUUGACGUUUUGAAAAUACCUAUUAUCUAGGGAAGGCUUGCAUACUUCAGUUUGUAACUAAUGUCAAUAAACUCGUAUGAAAUAGUACUCCCUACCAUCAUAAUUUGGACCUGAUUCUCUUUGUAGAAAUAUGUCAAAAAGUCAUUAUAACCUAUGUCAUACAUUUAUCAAGACAGGUACAGUCGCGAACAAAAUUAGUACACAUGCUCAAGAAGAAUGUUGUCAGAUUUUAGUAUUUUUUCCCCAUUUUUGGGUAAAAAUUGGUGAAGUGUCAGGGUUGUCAGAUUAAAGUAAUAUCAUUGUUGAAACUCUUUGAGUUAUUCUACAAAUACUGCAAAUUGUUUAUUAACAAACACUUCGAUCCGUAACAAAUUGAACAUGAAGGUAUAAAUUAUAAAAUAAAACAGCAGAUUAAAAAUGUAUUAUGAUGUAUUAAAAUCACAGAUUGUUUUCAAUAAGAACUAGACCCAUGCAGCCAUUUUUUAUUUAAAUUAUUGCAUAUGGGUGUAUGCAAUAGCAAUUUUUUGUAAUAGCAACACUCUGAAGUGCAAAGAAAUGGUAGGGUAGACCUCCAAAAUGGCAAUACUGGCGAUGGCAAUACUUACGAAUAAAUUGUGAGGUUAUGUAAUUGUCUACGUGACUGUAUCAACAACAAAUGUAUGGCAUAGGUUAUGAUGAUUUUUUAACAUAUUUCUACAAAGAGAAUCGGAUCAAAAUUAUGAUGGUAGGAAGUACUAUUUCAUACGAGUUUAUUGACAUUAGUUACAUACUGAAGUAUGCAAGCGUUCCCCAGAUAAUAGGUAUUUUCAAAACGUCAAGCUAGCGGGAUCAAAGAACUGCCUUUAUAACUUUGGAACCGUUGAAGUACUCAUUUCGGUAUUUUGCAGGGGGUGAGUACUAUUUCGGUACUAUUUUUUGGCGUUUAAAUCAAAGCGAAAGACCUUGUCGUUAACUCUCGCCAAAUUUCGCUCACCGUCAAGCUAGCAAGUGCAAUAAAACAUGGCUAUAAAUCCAGAACCGUGAUGGUACUAAUUUUUUUACAACAGGUACUAUUUUUUUCAAUAA
Molecule: messenger RNA, 4196 nt
Organism: Pectinophora gossypiella (pink bollworm)
Lineage: Eukaryota; Metazoa; Arthropoda; Insecta; Lepidoptera; Gelechiidae
Product: cytochrome P450 6B6-like
Exons: 2
Coding region: 106-1650 (514 amino acids)
Molecular function (GO): oxidoreductase activity, acting on paired donors, with incorporation or reduction of molecular oxygen; monooxygenase activity; heme binding
Source: RefSeq, a predicted model, not a curated record